This is a messenger RNA of Cladophialophora yegresii CBS 114405, 768 nucleotides long. RefSeq lists its product as uncharacterized. Gene Ontology annotation, molecular function: nucleic acid binding; 3'-5'-RNA exonuclease activity. Bases 1 to 768 code for a protein of 255 amino acids. The transcript has a single exon. The record is from RefSeq and is a predicted model, not a curated record. NCBI's taxonomy places the organism in Eukaryota, Fungi, Ascomycota, Eurotiomycetes, Chaetothyriales, Herpotrichiellaceae. Gene Ontology annotation, cellular component: mitochondrion.
AUGACAGGCCUCAACCCGUCCAAGGACACGAUCCUAUCCAUCUCGUGUAUUCUAACCACCUCGGACCUGGCGCCUCUGGACCCCGUCGGUUUCAACGCCAUCAUAUACCACACGCCGGAGGAGCUGGCGCAGAUGUCAGACUGGUGCAUCAAGACGCACGGCGACUCCGGACUCACGCAGGAAUGCCUCUCCUCAUCAAUCACGGCGAACGUCGCAGCCACACAGCUGCUCAGCUACAUCAAGCACUACAUCCCCGAACCGCGCCGCGCAUUGCUCGCGGGGAACAGUAUCCACGCGGACCGAGCCUUUCUGAUGGUCCCGCCCUGGAAUAUCAUCCUCGGGCAUCUCCAUUACCGCCUGUUCGAUGUUUCGGCGAUGAAGGAGAUGGUGAGGCGCUGGGCCAGCGACCAGGUGUUGAUGGCGGCUCCGCGGAAGGAACUUCGCCAUACCGCGCGGGAAGAUGUGCUGGAAAGUAUCCAGGAGGCCUUGUUUUAUAAGGGGUUGGUUGAACGCAUGAGUACAGUCCCUUCCGGCGUACCGUCCAUGUACGCUGCAGCGGAGGGUGAUGGCGUUGGCGUUGACGCCAAAGGGAGGACAACUGUGCCACCACCAUCAGCAGCAGCGUCGAUGCCCAACUAUCCACAACCCAUGAUGGUGGGACUAGGAACGAAGCAAGGUCCAGAAGCACGCGGUGGGCUCCGGAACAAUGGCGGGAGAACAGAGCGUGUGGAAACGCUUGAUGAGGGAUUCCGCACCGAUAUCCCAUGA